This is a messenger RNA of Hyaloscypha bicolor E, 979 nucleotides long. RefSeq lists its product as uncharacterized. The record is from RefSeq and is a predicted model, not a curated record. NCBI's taxonomy places the organism in Eukaryota, Fungi, Ascomycota, Leotiomycetes, Helotiales, Hyaloscyphaceae. The coding region runs from base 55 to 834 and encodes 259 amino acids. The transcript is spliced from 4 exons.
GUGUCAUUGGUAUCUUAAAGCCCAUCUACAGACACGAAAGCCUAAAUUGUUAGCAUGGCCCUCAAAACUAUUGUUAGCAGGCUUUGCCUGUUCUCGCUUUUGUGCUCUACAACACUUGCAGCUCCAGUUCCUGAGCCCAUCAGCGAAAACGACGUCGGUUUCAACGAAACAGUACUCGUGAAGCGUGUUGGUGAAAAUGAAAAUGAUCCAAUUCAAGCGACUUUUAACAUUGCAGGCUGGCCAAACAUAGCCGAAGAAAAUUGUUAUGCGAUGCUCUGCUUGCUCGGCACUAAUCGGAUCUACCAAAGAAACCCAACGGCCAAUGGAAGGGGGACGAAUUACCAGCUUUCGGGCGCAGGCACCGUACCAUUCCAGGCCCAAAACCUGGUAGAUCGUCACACCUCCCAAAUAAACUCCAAUACUGUCAGCGCAGAGGAAUUUCCUUGGGCGAGUACACAGCAAGGAGGUGAACAUGCUUACGUAUUCCCAGCAACAAGAACUGAACAAUCAAGUCAAGGGGCUUCCAUAAGGAACGGUUAUAGAGCUAGCAAUGUUCCCUUGGAACAUUGGUUCGAGAUAACGUUCACAGGCGCUCCCUUUGGCAGAUACUGCGCUGCUUUAUUUUCAAAUCCCCCAGACACAUCAGUUUGCACUAGUAAUCCCGCGGAGACCUUAUUUGGUACAACAGGUGUAACCCUUGCCGAUUUCGCGUAUCAGGUUGUGAGAACCACAACACCUUUUUACUUCAUUCAUGCAGCUGGUUCAAAAAAGGGCCAAAAGCGAUCCGAGUACGUCAAAGUACUCGCCCAGGAGGCCGAUGAGAAGAUUAAUUAGUUUUUGACAUUGUAUUUGAAGAUCUGGCCGUGGCGGAGUUGCGUGUGACUAAGAACGGGUUCGAUAUAGAAGGUGUUUGGAAAAUGUUAUGAGAUAGGGCGUUUUGCAAACUGAAACUGGAAAAUAAAUAAAAAACCAAAAAAAU